Diprion similis is the source of this 3578-nucleotide messenger RNA. RefSeq names its product leucine-rich repeat-containing protein 9-like. NCBI's taxonomy places the organism in Eukaryota, Metazoa, Arthropoda, Insecta, Hymenoptera, Diprionidae. The coding region runs from base 2361 to 3488 and encodes 375 amino acids. The record is from RefSeq and is a predicted model, not a curated record. The transcript is spliced from 3 exons. Gene Ontology annotation, molecular function: protein binding.
UGCAUAUUUUUACGAUAUCGAAUUAUUAGAACAAGCAAUAUUUAAAAAUCUUUUUUUGCCGUACUAUAGUAAAAUGCGAUUCCAAUUCUUCAGGAUAUCUCAGACCUUGAAAGAUGUUGCAAGUUGGUAAAGUUGUAUUUGUACUCGAACAGUAUCAACGAAAUACCAAACAUGUCGAACAGUACGGAAUUGAAAUUAUUGUCGCUAUCUGGAAACAAAAUUUCUCAUCUCGAGGUGAAUUAUGAAUAGAUCUUCAUCCGGUUGUAGCUGGAUGAUAGAAUUUGAAAACUGAUACGUAAUUGUGUUUUUAGAAUUUCAACAGUAUGCCAAAGCUGCGAGAAUUAUACUUGGCAAAUAAUAGAAUAAAAAAGAUUGGAGAUAGCUUUUUGCAAAGUCCACGUUUGACCGUCAUGAAUUUAGCUGGAAAUACUUUAUAUCAGUUACAGGUAUGAAAUUCCUCUCCGUAAACAUUAGAUUAUUUUGGUGGAAGGUAUUGUAAUUAAUAGUGAAAUAAUUUUUAUUCCAUCUUGCUGAAACAGGAUAUUCAGAAUCUUUCCUUCCUCCCGAGUCUACAGUCCGUCGUUUUUGCUGAUCCAAUGUACGGCGAGUGUCCACUAGUCUCGUUGUCAGCCUACCGAUAUUUUGUCAUAAACUAUCUGCCUACCUUGAAUGAAUUGGAUCACUACCGGAUCACCAGCGAGGAACGUUCUUACGUAACGGAAUUUUUCAAGUACCCACAUUUUGUAGAUUUCAUUCCAUAAAUCUGGCUUGUGGUAUUAGAUCAGUACACAUUCAAAAUAUUGUCCUGAGUAAAAUAAUGUUUUAUAACAUGCUGUGGCACAAGUAUUUGGACAAUUUCGCAAAGUCUCUUAAGGAACGUCUCACGGAGAGCAAGCAGCGAAUCCGAGAGUAUCGAGAAGAUAUUUACAUCGCUAAGCUGAGACAGCUACGGGUUGGGUCUUACAAAUUGAACACAUCGUAAAAAUUUGCGAAAUAAUAUUCAAAAAAAUAUCUGUAAUUUCAUAUUUUAUUGUCACAGUAGAUUACUAGAAAUAACGAGGUUCCCGCGAUAUCAAGAGAGUUGCUAUCCCAUGAGAUUUUGCGAGAGAUAUACUCUGAUGUUGACGCCUAUGACGCUUUGAAGGAACAAUGGAUAAAGAAUGCCAAAAUUAAGUUUGAAAUGCUGCAGCGACAAUUGAGCUUAACAGUCCAGCAUUGUGGCAAUAUGAACUUCACCCAGUACAUGCCAGGUGCAGGAAAUGCACUUGUUCAGAUAUGUCAGGACAUAUGCAAUGAUUCGCUUUGUCCCACUGUGAAACAGUAAGUACAGUAUAAUCGAAAAAACUGACAAUGACCGACAACGUCAAUUAGCUGAAACACAAAUACUCAGUAUUAAAAAUGCUGUAAGGAAGAGUUAAAAUCUAUUUGAAUCAUUAAAUUGGUUAUGACCACAAUUACUUUGACAAUUUCAGGGAUCUAGGAAUAAUAGGUGUCCACGUUCAUUGUGUUACAAAAGUUGUUAAUAACACAAACGACGCUCUGCGCUUGUGUAAUUACUUCAAUGAAAGUACGACGGAUGAGGAACAGUCGUCGGACUCUGUAUUUACAUUUUUAGUGAAACCUGUCGAGGUUGUGGGGUUUGAAAAGUGGCCUUUCGAUGUCUUUGAACAAGAGUUCUUUGAUGAGGUAACUCGUCAACUUUUCGUACUAUACGAAAGCUGUCGGAUGUGUGUAAAAAGGAUUCGCUGUUUGUUGCCAGUGACACAUAGAAUUUGGUGUUCGCAAAUGUAAUGUCGUGUCGUAUACGAAAUUGAAUGGAAUGAUUUUCUCUUGGUAGAGAGAAAUAAUAACCAGCGAUUGCCUUGCCGCUGCUGAUGCUGAAUGGGCAGCCAGAAUUUCUUCGAAGCAAAAGUCUUCAAUUGAUCCAUUAUAUUCACCCAAUGAACACCGAAUAGCAAUCCUCGUUCAGCUGCCACUCUCUGUGCUGACGACGAAGUAAUAGUUCAAUUUUCAUUCAUGCUCACCGCAUUUAGCACAUAUUAGAAUACUAGACGGGAAGUCUGUAUAAUCGUUACUAAUGUGCCAUUUGCUAAAUAUCCUGUAAGGGUCGAAAAACAGGACAAUUAUCACAGGAUGCAUUUGGGGUUUAACGAGGAUACUUGUCGGUGUCUGUCCAUUGUAAAUCCCGAACAUGCGAAGCCUGUUUUUGCCGUGGAGUAUGAAUACAUCUUUGAGGUAUUGUCGUUCGAGUACAUUGUCUUUGUUAUUAGCAUUCAACUGUUAUAUUGCAGGCUAAUUUUCACUCGCUAGAGAUAUUGCUUACAUAUUUCCUUUCCGCAUAGAAUGGAUCUGAAAAGUACAUGUCCAAGAAACCUCGCCGUGAAGUGGUCCGAUCAAAUCCAACGAAUACUUGGCCAAUUUUAGACUUUGCAAAUUUACUCAAGUGUCUGAGUUUGAUGGAACUUGAUAUUUGCAAACUGCAAAUUAUUGACCUCUGUGGUCAUGGUAUCUAUAAACUUGGUGCUAUGACUGAUUUGCCAAACUUGAGAGAACUAAAUCUCAGCUACAACAAACUAACUGCGAUACCAGACUCGUCUAUGCUGAAAAGUGUCAGAAAAUUAGACGUCAGUUUUAAUGAAAUUCAAUCAUUUGGGAUGGACACAUGUUUACCAUUGCUGGAAAGCUUGAACGCUGCAUGGAACAGUCUUUUCGGAUUUAUCGAGUCCUUGGAAUCUCUUAAAACUAUCGCUCCAAAUUUGAUUACUCUCAAUGUCAAGCACAACCCAUUCAACGACGUCAUUACAACAGAAGCCACGUCUUCACUAGCGCAGGCCGCUAUACCGUCAUUAAAGUAUUUUAACGAGAAGACGUUUUGUCAUACUACUCAUGCAGGACAUAUCAAUCAACAUCCUUGGAUAAUCGACCAUUUUGAAAUGGCAGACUGGGCCAAGUUGAGAGUCAUCAAGCAUAAUCUGGAGGGUGUCAUUUCGGAACCUAAUAAACGUUUGACCUCACCGUUACUAAUUAAUAACACACAAUUGGAAAACGUUCAGUAUGCCAACUUGGUAGACAAUCAGUUGAGUGGCGUGGAAUUCAUUACAGAAUUUCAACAACUAAAAGAGAUUUAUUUGGCGAAUAAUCUGUUGACAAAAAUUUUACUCGACAAGUCUGCAAACAAUUUGACUAAGCUGAGUCUCUGCUGCAACUUUGUCGUGAAAAUGGAUGGGAUAAUACAGGAAAAUCUUCCAGUCUUGAAUUACCUCGACUUGUCCAAUAACCUGAUUACUUCAUUGACUUCAAUGGGUGUUUUUUACACUUUGACCGAAUUUUACUGCUCUCAUAAUAAUAUCAGUACACUUUCCCAAAUAUGUAAUCUGAAGAAUUGGAUUGGGCUCAAGAUUGUAGACAUCUCAAAUAAUCCAAUUGAUUGCACGAGUUUAUGCAAGAAGUUUAUAAUAUUCCACAUAUCCAAGGUCGAAGUAAGAUGAUCGACACUCAAUAGUUUCUCCGUAUAAAAACCUGCUAUUCAAAUUGACUGUUCGUGACCAGUUUUGAUUAUUUUCAUUGCAUUGCGGCAU